Molecule: messenger RNA, 3222 nt
Organism: Moesziomyces aphidis
Lineage: Eukaryota; Fungi; Basidiomycota; Ustilaginomycetes; Ustilaginales; Ustilaginaceae
Source: the annotation of a GenBank genome assembly
AUGUCCUUCAGCUGGAAAGGUCUUUUGGGCGUCAAUCAGUCCUCCGCCCCGUCCUCCACCUCUGCACCGAGCGCUCCAGGCUCACACCAAGCAUCGGCAUCCCCAGCGAGCCAUGCCUUGCCCAUCGGCACGCCCGGCUCUUCCGUCGGCGGCAGCGUCGCCUCGCCAACUUCGGCCGGCUCAUCCGCCAUGAGCCCGCCAUCCGCGCGUGCUCCACUCAACUCCAAUCCCUUCGCCGCAGCACAGCCAGCCGCGCCGGCCGUGCCAUUGUUCGGAGGCAUGAUCCCCUCGUCCAACUCUUUCCACAGCACCAGCUACAUCCCUUCCUCCUCGGCAACCACCCAGUCUUCCGUCAUAUCUCGCAAGCCCUCCGAGAUUCCGGUCAACGCCGCCGAAGGUGGAGGCUAUCUUCUCGGAAUGGAAAACUUUGGCAACACUUGCUACGUCAAUUCGAUGCUCCAAUCGCUCUACUUUUGCCGCCCCUUUCGCGACUCGGUCCUGAGUUACAACGUCGCUCACCGUGACCGCUCCGAAUCCGAUCCGGAUCACCCAAGGAGCCAUCAUGACAGUGUCGACUCAGCAGCUCCAACACCUCUCAACUCAACAUCCGAGCCCGCCGAUGGGAUUCCACCAGCUGACACCCUCUUUGCUGCCCUCCGUGAUCUAUUCGAGGUCAUCCAGCAAUCUGGCCACCAAAAGUCGCUCUCGUCGCCUACGAGACUCACAGCACCCGGCUCUUUGCCACUCUCCAGCCCUAUCACACCCUCUCCCCCGUCUCUAGGCUCUGCAGACCCACCAAAUGUUGCAAGGAGGACAUCCAUCCUCGGUCGUCCCUCGACCGCAGGUGGCAUCGCUGGCAGGGGUGGAGCGGGCAACCACAUCGCAGCAAACCAAGCCGGCAGCACAGCUGCCGCCGCCGCCCAAGCGAUUCCCAUCGCGGCCAGCUCGUCCGCCGGCGCAGCUCCUCCUACUCUUUCCGUAUCUACAAGCUCAACGGGCACGCUAGCCUUGGGCUUCCCUGCAGUGGAUUCCAACGCGGUCAAGGCGUUCCUGGGCACCCUCAAACGCGAAAACGUGCUCUUCGACAGCACGAUGCACCAGGACGCGCACGAAAUGCUCAACUUUGUGCUCAACAAAGUCGGCGAGGACCUGAUCGACGCCGACAAGGCGCGAACCCGGGUCAAGAUGCAGAGUCGCAAUCCCUACCUCAACGCCAGAUCCGAGUCGGACAAGACUGUCGAUGCGCAUCGCAGAAAGAACGUCAUGGAGGUGGGGCCGAGCGGAAAGACAUGCGUGCAUCGGCUCUUUGAAGGCGUUCUGACCAACGAGACCCGAUGCCUCACGUGCGAGACCAUCACUUCGCGCGACGAGUGCUUCCUCGACCUCUCGAUCGACAUCGAGCAGAACUCCUCCGUGACUUCGUGCCUGCGCCAGUUCUCCGCGUCCGAGAUGCUCCGGUCGCGAAACAAGUUCUUCUGCGACUCCUGCUCGGGACUCCAAGAGGCGGAAAAGCGCAUGAAGAUCAAGAAAUUGCCCAACUUACUUGCGCUUCACCUAAAGCGCUUCAAGUACGAAGAGACCGUCCAGCGCUACGUCAAGCUGGCCUACCGCGUCGUCUUUCCGCUCGAACUGAGGCUUUUCAACACCUCGGACGACGCAGAGGACCCCGACCGCCUCUACGAGCUUUGCGCCAUCGUCGUCCAUAUUGGAGCUGGACCUCACCACGGCCACUACAUCGCCGUCGUCAAGGUUGGCGAUCGCUGGGUGCAAUUUGACGAUGAUGUGGUGACGUACAUCGACGAAGCUGAGAUCGCCAAAUACUACGGAGACCGACCCGGCCUUGGCAGUGCUUACGUGCUGUUUUACCAGGCAGUGGACCUCGACUUUGAUGGACUUGGCCUCGUCGAUCCAGCCAUCCAGGCUACGAUCCAGCAGAAGAUGGCCACGAAUGGACGCACGAACGGCCGGGGUCGGGCCGGCUCAACGACCACGGAGCCGAUCGAUGCGCGCCAGCAUGUCCCUUCGCCCGAGAGGGCGGGCGGCGCAGCGCUGCCGAAUCGAUCGCGACUCGACUCGGUGACAGAGGGAAGUCCCCUUGUCGCUGGAGGUGCGGGUGGCUCGGGAGGCGCCGAAGCCGGUCAAGGCGCCAAUGGCUGGUUCGGCUCGUUCCGCAACCGCGAUAAACGCGCAGGCAGCCAGUCAAAGAGGAGGCCAAAGACGACCUCGUCCGUCGACCCGCUACCGGCCGGAGCGACCGUGGUGCUUGCAUCCGCAGCUUCAGCGGAUCCGACCAAGCUCGGUCUGGGAGACGUUGAGGGAACGACGCCUGACAAUGCCUCGAUCUCGACUCACUCGACGAGCGCCAACGAGGGCGUUCCUCGAGGCAUCACGACUGCAUCUGCUUCCAUCACGCCGUCGACGGAACUUACUGGAUCUGCGAUUCUGCCUGGCUCACAAGCCGCUGAUGGCGAGGCUGAUGCUUCGCCUGCGCGUCAUGGUGCAAUGACGACGACGCCUGCCUCUGAAGUCUUGUCAAGUCGAGGCACGACCGAGUCGCCCAGCGAGUCAAAGUACAGCCGGAUGAUCGGGAACCAGGCGGAUGCCGCCGCGAAUCGCGAGGCGAGAGAGCAGAAUCUGAUGCGGGGCAUCAUGAAUCGUAGGGCCCGAGCUGCUUCGGAGGGCUUCCCAUCCCCAGGGGUGCUCUCCGAGGCUGCUUGGGGCACGACAGGCCCUUUGCUGUCGCAUGGUCAGCCUAUGCUGGGCGGCGGCUUGGUCGCGGAUCCCGAGGAGGCUGCACACGCUGGGCACGCGGCACACACAGUGGUAACACCUUCUGCCAUUGAUUCGGGAGCCAGUCCUGCUUCGACGUUCCCCAUCGCAUCGCAGCGGGAAGGACCGUCGGGGCCUUCCUUUGCACCGCUGGAGAGACUGCUAUCGAAGAAAGACGCCAAGACAAGGAAUGCGCGAAGGGCAUCCUCGGGCUACACGCCAAUGUCGCCUGGAACGGAGAAGAAGGAAGGGAUGCUGUCGAAUCUCUUCUCGUCGAGCUCGUCGACCUCGUCCGCGGCUCAGUCGAAGCGCAACUCGAUGCAGCAGAUGCCAGCAGGCUCGCCGUCGGAGGGCGGGGCCGCAGCGGGAGAUGCACUGCCGCCCUCGCGGAAACCUAGCAUCACGACUCGAACGAUCAGCAAGACGUUCGGAUUCGGUCGAAAGCAGACCUGA